This is a messenger RNA of Pseudozyma flocculosa PF-1, 2841 nucleotides long. RefSeq lists its product as uncharacterized. NCBI's taxonomy places the organism in Eukaryota, Fungi, Basidiomycota, Ustilaginomycetes, Ustilaginales, Ustilaginaceae. The transcript has a single exon. Bases 1 to 2841 code for a protein of 946 amino acids. The record is from RefSeq and is a predicted model, not a curated record.
AUGCCAGCACCCGCCACCAUGGCCCACACCGGCGUCCGCUUCCACCGCUCCCAUUCGGUCCCCACCUCGGCCUUGCCCUCCUCGCCGACGACGACGACCGCCUUCAAGCUGCGCCUCCGCCGCCUUUUUGUCCUCGUCAGCACCCUCCUCGAGGCCACCCUCUCCGCCCUCCUCUCCAUCUACACCCUCUUCUGGCCAGAUGAACCGCUGACAACGGCAAACGAUCGCGCCUCGCCGCCGCCUUGGGACACGUCCAAAGGCGAGGCCCUCGUCAUCUGGGCAGCCACCCACGACCACCUCGCCCGCCUCUUGGCCAUCCGCCUCGCCGCCGCCACCCCGUCGUCGUACGCCUUUACCGAGAGCGGCGCAUCGAUGGCCUCGGCAAAACCACCCUACACCUGCAUCGUCCUCCUCUCCGACCCGGCCCAGCUCCCCAUCCUCGUCGCAGAGUGGGCCGCCAAAAAGGCCCAGGUCGAGGCCCAGUGGAACAAGAGCCACCCGCCUCGCUGGUCCGCACAACCCAGCCCGCCCUACAGCCCGCACGCCGACCGAACGGGUAGAGCCGGGCCCACCACCCAUCUUCCGCGCGACCGCAGACGCACCAGCACCAGCAACAGCAACAGCAACAGCGCUGCCGCCGGCAAUGCCUCGGCGUCGGCUUCGAAAUCGCCCUCGCCCGAGCCACGCUCUUCCACAUCGCCCUCUUCGUCGCCGCCGCCGUCGCGUCGUCAGCAGCAGCAGCAGCAGCAGCAGCAGCAGCAGCAGCAGAGACCACGCCGCCGCUCUCGCUCGCUGCUCGGCCAGCGCCCUUGGCGCGACUGGAUUCCCUCCAACGUCGUCGGGUUCGCCCUCGACGCCCUCAAAGGAUGGAGGAUCGGCCAGGCGGACAAGCUCAACAUCGGCUCAGUCAUCCCCAUUGUCGCCGACCCCUCGUCGCCAGAGAGCCUCCCCUACGCGAAGAGCACCAUCAACGCCUACUGCCAGCUCCACAACCUCGUCCUCCGCGGCGUCAUUGUCGUCCCCUCGGUGCUGGGUCCGCGCUACGUUGUCGGUGGUCCGAGUUUCGGCUCCAACUCUGGCUUCGGAUCGAGGGCGUCGUCGGCGUCGUCGAUGGCCUCGUUUAAGGAUGAGUCGUCGCCGUCGCCGUCGUCGUCGUCGUCUGAGGAUGCCGAGGCGGUGACAGCGUCGUCGAGGCCUCCUGCCCAGGCGCAUGUUCACAUCGACCGUGACCUGUUUGGCAAUGUGGCAGAGCGCCAGUCGGAUCGCGAGGGAGGUCCCCGGCGCCGUGGUCGAGCGAGCGGCGGCGUUGGCGGUCCAGCUGACGUUGAGAGUACAACUUCUGCGCCGCACCUGCCGCCAAUCGAGACGUCGUUCGAGACGUCGAUGCCGCUGCCACCGCCGCCGCCGCGCCAGCAGCAGCAACAUCGACGAGCGUCGGCCGGUCGGCCCUCUGGCUCGGCCUGGGAAGGCGACGAUGUAGUCGCCUCGCCGCCAAUGUCUCCGGCCACGCAGCGGGCGAGCCGGCGCCAGGACGAGGAGCUCAAUACGCUGCGCGCCGCCAUCAAGACUGACCUGGGCGACUCGGCCGCGCUGGUCAAUGCCCUCUUCCCGGCCUUGAAGCAGGGCCAGGGCCGCGUGCUGGCCCUGGUCCCCUCGGGCUUCGGCGUCGACCUGCCAGACGACCUCGACUUUCUCGAACGCUUCGGCCAGCGGCGCGACGUCGUCCUCGCACACUGCCGCCAUCCGGCCGCGUCUGCGUCUGCGUCUGCGUCGGUUCCAUCGUCGUCGACGACAACGGCGGCGGCCAUCGAUGAUGCGAGGGCGGUGUCGCAGCGGCGGCGCCAGGACCGCAAGCGCAAGCACGCGCUGCCGUGGCCGCCGUCGACGCGCACGACGGUGCGCGAGGCGCUCGAGACGAUGUGGACGUCGCUCACGCCCGAGUACGCCCACAGCGGCGUGGCCAUCACGCUCAUCCAGACGCCGCCGCUGCUCGCCACACCCAUGCCGCCGUGUCCGCGCGCCGUUAGCCGCGGUGAUGAGCAAGACGAGCAGCAGCAACAGCAGCGGUCGGCGUCGUCGAGUGCGGGCCAGGAUCGGCGUCGCGGUGGCCAGCAACAGCAGCAGCAGCAGGAGGCGUACUAUGCCUCGCGCCGUCUUCGUCCUCGUCCUCGACCGACUCGGUUCGGUCUGACGUGGUGGCUCUACAUGCUCUCGCAGCGGGGCCGCAUGAAGCUCUACGACCAACCGCCGUAUCGAGGCUGGUUUGACGUCGGCGGCGGCGCCGGCGAGGCGGCAUCUUCAUCGGCUGCCGCUGCCGCUGCCGCCGCCGCCACCGCAGUAGCAGGCGGGGAUCCGUACGUCGUGGUAGACGAGACGGAGCUGGCGUCGCGGGACAAGGGGCGACGAGUCCGCCUACUUCGCCGCGCGGUGCGGAUGGGGAUGGAGGUGAAGCGACUCAUGUCGCCAUUCGACACGAUCGACCUCGGUCCCGCUCCGCCCGAGCCCGAUGCGUCUUGGUCAAGUACGGAUCUAAGUGCCGAAGAGACGUUUCUGCUACGCCACGUCGAUCCGGCAUGGACGCAUCUCGCCUCUUCCUCGCUGUCCACGUUGAGGGCUGAGAAACAGUUCGAAUUCGAGGAGAACCACUGUCGAUGGAGGGACGAGAUGGAGGAGAGGGCGAGGAACGACGUGGCCUUGUUUGAAGUGGUCAGGAGGGCGUUGAGGGAUCGUCCGAGACGGUGGUACCCCGUCGGUCUGGGCGCGCGUCUUGAUGCCACACUGCGCAUCGUCCCCGGUGCCGUUUGGGCAAAGAGGUGGAUCAAGGAGCUCGUGGAUUACUAG